UGCGGCCCCCGCCAGGGGCAAGACUUCCGGGUUGCCGCUUCAGCUCUCGCGAGAGAUGGGGAGAAGCCGGCGGGGCGCGCGGUGGGCGAAACAAACAGUGACUAUUACAAAAACUGUGGCGAGUGAACAAAGAGAAGUUAUUUUAUGAAGUGUCUGAUCAAAAAGUCUUUCUGCUGAGAAAACAUCAGACUUCGUGCAUGCCUCAGCAAAGACAACACUAACAUCGGAGUGUUUGUGAUGAAGAUGCCAGUGCAGGGCGCAGGCUAGCUAACAGACAGAAGCAACUUUUAGAUGACUGCCAACCUGCGCUAGACACAAACUUGCACCAGAAGGUAAAUUACGCUUCCAUCCUUAUGACUAAUAUGCUGAGCUGUCUGUUCCUAUUGGGUGUAAAUAUUUCAGAGAUAACCCGUGUCGGGAUUGAACAACGGUUAAAAAGAAACACUGAGGUUUGUGAAAUUCACUGGCUUAUCACCUACUUUUGGCUAUUGGAUGGAUAGUCCUCCCAGUGCAAGCUCAAAUCCAAAUAAAUAUCGACUCAGGACAACAUUCAUAUGGCACUCCUCUCUUGAAAUGCCAAUUUCCUCUUCCUCCUCUGCACGUGAGUAAAUAGUUUGAAGGAAUUGCAUUCCUCCUAGGUGAGUGUGCUGGCUAUGAUAAAUAACAAUUAGUAGCAACAGCUAAGAAUUACAGACUUUUUCCCCACCAAGGAAUAGCUGGGAUUAGUCAAGAGAAAGUGUCAAUGAAAACAGUAACACAGUCUUAAAUCUGAAAUGAAGGAACAGCAAAUGUUUACCACACUAAGAGGACAAACACCAUGAGGGUGGGACAGGAGUUCUGGGAAUACUCUCCUGAAAAAAAAGUUAAUUGAUUAAAAUACAGAUGUAGUAGUAGGUACAAGAAACCAGGCUCAGACAACGAGGCAGCACCAUUAUUCAUGCUCGCAGAUCGCUCUGCGGCUCUAGCUGCUGCUGGCUUGAGAUGUUGCUUACCAAAGAGCAUGUGUAGCUUUACCUGUGAAUGGCCAUGCAAGGGUAACUGUGAGGCAGAGGUCAUAUUCCUUGUUCUUCCUUGGGUGGAAAUAUAAAUUUGGAAGGUUAUGGCAAGUAACAUCCUCAGUUCUCAGGGCUUAGCUCAUAAUAGAGCACUGUACAUUAGGUAAGUAACAGAUUGGGGCCACAUUUGCAUAAUAAAGACCAACGCUGCUGCACAUUGCAUCUCCCUCUCUGCAAUGCCAUAAUUACAGACGUUAUGGUCUGUAAACAUAUUUGAAGACAACUAAGCCCAAGCACAUUCUAACCUAUUUGUAUCUUGCCUUACAGUUGGAAUCAAUACCUGUAACUGGCUGAGAACACUAUGUAGCAACAUAGUGUUGGUGUACUUCAUAGAGUUAGUACAACACAAUGAAAACUGGACUGCUGGGGUCUUUUGCCGAAUCUCAUAGUAACCCUUAUUGCUUUUAACAGAUAGACCUUUAACCCAUUGAGUUGCACUGGCAUUAGCGAUUCUGUGUUCAAAACGUGAGUUAGUGCAUUAUAAAAACUACUUACCUUUAAGGUGUAGGUGGCUUUUUUAUUCUCAGAUACAGCCAUUGACUCUUGAUGAAAAACUCUUACCUGCAGAGAUGUAUUCCAAACCCCGAACUGAGUGACAGCAUGCACAUAUGCACAGGGAACACUGCCAGUACUAACAGUGACAUGGCACUGGCUUCACAUGACUCGUCUGGGAGGGGACAGCCAGCUCCUGCUUGGAAACACACCCCUGUCACAUUUGCCUAAACCGUCAUAAAGUUUCCACGGCAGUAGUGAAAGGUGAGGAGUUGAACUCUGGGCUCUGAAUAGACACAAAGGACUUCUCCUAGACUACCAUCAGCAGGAGGUGAGCAAAGAAUGUGCAGCCAGAGUUCAGGGGUAUACUAGCUUGAAAAGAUACGAUAGAAACUUUGAGGAAAUCAUUAAAAGGCAAUGGCAUGUGUCUGUGUAAAGUAUGGUUGUAAGCUUUCCUAGGCACUGUGGUUGCCUUCAGAUGCGGGUAGUGCUUGGCACAGUAGGACAUCCACCAAGCACAACAUCUAAUCCUGUGUCUGUCCACACAGUGUGGCUGAUAAGCAACUUUUUGGGUGACCAGUGUAUUCCUCCUUUCUGAAACGAAACACUGCAAGAGGACUACUCCUAAGAGGCUUGCUCCAUCGGAAAGAUGAAAAGAGACUCUGGAUAUUCCACCAUGGCUGAGCAGCAGAAGCAGGAGGAGAAGCUCAGGGAUGCUGUGAAGAUCACUGCCCGUGUCCUUGGUACGGGCUUGCUCAUAUUCACCGUCUUGGCGAACUCUGUUUCUGGGUAUGCACAGAAUAUCUGGGACACUUUAGGCCAUUUCUGGCAGACAACAUGGCUGAAGUUCUACUACCUGUGUGAGGGAAAGGAGCGGACAAUUUUCUUCCUUGGGGCUGCGUUGGUGCCUUGCCUUGCUUUCUGGUGCUUCAAUGGAAUCCUUAUGGUGGCUGAUGUAACAGGAAAGCCAGCUUUCAUUACUCGCUAUCGCAUUCAGCUGGGCAAGAAUGAUCCUGUGGACACAAAGAAAUUGCGCCAAGCCAUCUACACAGCGCUGUGUAAUCAGUUCUUUAUCUCCUUGCCCAUGCUUGUGCCCAUGUUCUACGUCAUGAAGUGGUGGGGCAGCACCUUCAACAAGGAAUUACCCACCUUCCACUGGUUUCUUAUGGAGCUAGGCAUCUUUACCUUAAUAGAGGAAGUUCUCUUCUAUUAUACACACAGGCUCGUUCACCUCCCGGUCCUGUACAAGCACAUUCACAAGAAGCACCACGAGUGGACAGCCCCCAUCGGUGUGGUCUCCAUUUAUGCUCACCCAGUAGAACACAUACUCUCCAACACGCUGCCCGUCAUGACUGGCCCGAUGCUGAUGGGGUCCCAUAUCGUUUCAAUCGCAGCAUGGUUCUCCCUUGCUCUCGUAACAACAAGCAUUUCGCACUGCGGCUACCACCUGCCCUUCCUACCGUCGCCAGAGUUCCACGACUUCCACCACCUCAAGUUCAACCAGUGCUAUGGAGUCCUGGGAGUGUUGGAUUAUCUGCAUGGCACAGACACAGUGUUCAAACAGACCAAAGCCUACCAGAGACACAGGGUCCUCCUCAGCCUCACGCCGCUCUCAGAGAGCAUCCCCGAGGCACCCAGGGCAGAGUGAACCAACCCCGCAGCCUGCAGGGUGCCGCAGAGCCCCGUGACUAGCAGAGCAAGAGACAAUGAUUUAUGCCAAAUAGUAUUUUAAUUGGGAAACAAGUUAUUGUUCACAUGUAAGAAAACCUGAAGCUGAACUUAAAACAUGCGACUUGAAAUGACCGCACUUUUGCUGCCACUAUUUUCUACCCAAGGCAGAAAAAAUAAAGAACUGCUCUAGAAAGCUAUUUUAAAACCACGUUUAGUGGGUUUUUUCUUAAUUACCUGCACUGUUCCUUGUUCUAGCUGCCUGCACUUAAGCCAGAUAUGUUCUGGGCCACAUGGCUUUGGGGAGUUAUUAAGGUUUUUGCGCUUCAGUUUUCACUCUUUGAGCAGCGUUCUGCAGAAAUACCAGCAAGAUCACUGUAACUACAUGUAAUAGGAUUAAACCCACUACUUUUCUGAGACUUUGAACACCUGGGAUACGAGAUGCAACCCCAUGGAAAGUCAGCGGGGCCAGAGUUUUGGAAACAUGCAACAGAGGCCUGACUUCCCCCAAGUUUUUCUUCAUCCUGGUCUGACCAAGGGCCGUCACGGCCUACAUCGCCACUCCACAAACUAACAGCUGCAAACGUGAAGCCAGUUUCCCCAUCGUGGGACAGGAGAGCUGGGGGCUGAUGUGCUACAUGGCAGAAGCCCUGGUCCAUCACUUCCUCCUGCUGAGCUCCAUCUUGCUCCCCACACGCCAAGAGGGGUCACAAACCAGAACUGCACAACGUGAAGUUGUUGUGAAGCGCACAACGUGUGUGAAGCGUCUGCACAACUGCAGAAAGAGACUUUCCAAGGGAAGAAGAGUCCCGGCUGUCCUGAGUUGCGUGGACACUAGUGAAACCCUGUAAGAAAGGGCCCAAAAGAGCGUAGCAUCCAUACCUUUAUGCGUGUCCGUAAGUACCUACACAACUGAUCGAUCCUAUCUGGGGGCCUGGGACAAAAAUGACACAUGUCACCAUUGCUAGGCCGUGUCCUCCGAGGAAGCUCCACCUGAGGAACCAGCUCUUCUCCCACCCUCCUUCAGCCCCCGCGACCGCACAGGGAUGAGCCCAACCCGUUCAUGUCCCCUUGGGGAAGGCAAGUCAGCAGAACAGAAAACCCAGGCUGCACUGUCUUUUGAAGUUUUUAUUUUUAUACAUUUUUUUUGUAUUAAAAAGGAAAAAGCAUAAUUACCACAAAUUACAAAGGACUAAAGCAUUACUAGAAUAAUGAAUCACAUCAGCCUAGAAAGCAGAUACUCUGAAUAAUAUUAAUGUUAUAAUACAAGCUCUCAUUCAAGUAUUUUACAUUUUUCUCUUUUCCUUUUAUAUGUGAUGAUGAUCCUAGCACAUGAGUCAAAGAUUAUGUACUAUCGACAGAAGAUGGAUCAUGUACAGUGGGCCAUAUUAACAAGAUUUUCCUCCCAAGUGAUA
This is a messenger RNA of Falco peregrinus (peregrine falcon), 4630 nucleotides long. It is a transcript of the gene FAXDC2, whose product is annotated as fatty acid hydroxylase domain containing 2. NCBI's taxonomy places the organism in Eukaryota, Metazoa, Chordata, Aves, Falconiformes, Falconidae. Bases 2197 to 3195 code for a protein of 332 amino acids. Gene Ontology annotation, biological process: sterol biosynthetic process. Gene Ontology annotation, molecular function: C-4 methylsterol oxidase activity; iron ion binding. The record is from RefSeq and is a predicted model, not a curated record. The transcript has 11 exons.